Molecule: messenger RNA, 4086 nt
Organism: Gavia stellata (red-throated loon)
Lineage: Eukaryota; Metazoa; Chordata; Aves; Gaviiformes; Gaviidae
Gene: DAB2IP
Product: DAB2 interacting protein
Exons: 15
Coding region: 9-3356 (1115 amino acids)
Biological process (GO): regulation of GTPase activity
Source: RefSeq, a predicted model, not a curated record
ACCCCACCAUGGAGCCCGCUGCCACGACGCCCUUCCGGGUCACGGGGUUCCUCAGCCGUCGGCUUAAAGGCUCCAUCAAAAGGACAAAGAGCCAACCGAAGCUCGAUAGGAACAGCAGCUUCCGUCACAUUUUACCUGGCUUCAGGAGUGUGGACAAUGAAAGAUCCCAUCUAAUGCCGAGGCUGAAAGAAUCGCGCUCCCACGAGUCUUUGCUCAGUCCCAGUAGUGCUGUUGAGGCUCUGGAUCUCAGUAUGGAGGAAGAAGUGGUCAUCAAGCCGGUCCACAGUAGCAUCCUGGGACAAGACUACUGCUUUGAGGUGACGACUUCAUCAGGAAGUAAGUGCUUCUCGUGUCGUUCUGCAGCAGAGCGAGAUAAAUGGAUGGAAAACCUGCGGCGUGCCGUGCACCCAAAUAAGGACAACAGCAGAAGGGUAGAGAAUAUGUUAAAGUUAUGGAUUAUUGAAGCCAAGGACCUGCCAGCUAAGAAAAAGUACUUGUGUGAAUUAUGCCUGGAUGAUGUUCUUUAUGCACGAACUACCUGUAAAUUGAAAACUGAUAAUGUAUUUUGGGGGGAGCACUUUGAAUUUAAUAACCUCCCAUCGCUCAAAAACAUCACGGUGCACUUAUACAAAGAGACUGACAAGAAGAAAAAGAAGGACAAGACCAAUUUCAUUGGACAAGUGAACAUCCCCGUCAGCUCCGUCACGGGCCGGCAGUUCGUAGAGAAAUGGUACCCAGUGGUCAGCCCCAACCCCGGUAAGGGCAAGUCCCCGGGGCCCAUGAUCCGCAUCAAGUCACGCUACCAGAGUAUGAGCAUUCUUCCCAUGGAGAUGUACAAAGAGUUUGCCGAGUACAUCACUAACAAUUACAUGGUGCUGUGCUCGGUGCUGGAGCCCUCGCUGAGCGUGAAGAACAAAGAGGAGAUGGCGUCUGCUCUGGUGCACAUCCUGCAGAGUACAGGCAAGGCCAAGGAUUUCUUGACUGACCUGAUGAUGUCUGAAGUUGAUCGCUGUGGUGAGAAUGAGCAUCUCAUUUUCAGGGAGAAUACACUGGCCACCAAAGCAAUCGAAGAAUACCUGAAGUUGGUGGGGCAGAAAUACUUGCAAGAUGCCUUAGGGGAAUUUAUCAAGGCGCUGUACGAAUCAGAUGAAAAUUGUGAGGUGGAUCCCAGUAAGUGUUCGUCUUCGGACCUUCCUGAACAUCAGAGCAACCUGAAGAUGUGCUGCGAGUUGGCCUUCUGCAAAAUCAUCAACUCCUACUGUGUCUUCCCAAGGGAGCUCAAGGAAGUUUUUGCCUCAUGGAGACAGGAAUGCAGCAACCGAGGCCGCCCAGACAUCAGCGAGCGACUGAUCAGUGCCUCCCUAUUCCUCCGGUUCCUCUGUCCGGCCAUCAUGUCCCCGUCCCUCUUCAGUCUCCUGCAGGAGUACCCGGAUGACCGCACUGCACGCACUUUGACCCUCAUUGCCAAGGUCACCCAGAACCUCGCCAACUUUGCCAAGUUCGGCAGCAAAGAGGAGUACAUGUCCUUUAUGAAUCAGUUCCUGGAACAUGAAUGGACUAACAUGCAGAGAUUUCUACUGGAGAUUUCCAAUCCCGAAACCAUCUCAAACACAGCUGGCUUUGAAGGCUACAUUGACCUGGGCCGGGAACUGUCCACUUUGCACUCACUACUCUGGGAAGUCAUUUCUCAACUGGAGCAGGGCACUGCAACAAAACUUGGGCCUCUGCCUCGGAUCCUGAGGGAUGUCAACUCGGCGCUCAGUAACCCGGCCUGCGUGCAGGUCUCUGUCACGGCCGAUCACACCGCAUCCACGCCCAACGCUGGCAACAGCAUCUCUGCGGGGCUACAGAAAAUGGUGAUAGAGAAUGACUUAUCUGGUCUGAUAGAUUUCACACGGUUACCAUCUCCAACCCCUGAAAACAAGGACUUGUUUUUUGUCACAAGGUCUGCUGGGGCCCAGCCCUCGCCUGCCCGAAGCUCCAGUUACUCAGAGGCCAAUGAGCCCGACGUGCAGAUGUCUAAUGGCAGCAAGAGUUUGUCCAUGGUGGACUUGCAGGACAAUCGGCUCUUGGACAGUGGGGCCAACGCGCCUGGCACGGCUGACUCCCUCAAUGACAGUCAGUCGUCCCUCGGGCAGUUGCAGGGCGCAUGGACCGCACGGACUCAGCAGAACAGUGUGACGGGCAUGGCCACCGUGCGCCGGGUGGGCCAGACCCCCACCACGCCGAGCAGCGAGAGCGCGCCCGGCCGGCCCCAGCUCCUGGCGCCCCUCUCCUUCCAGAACCCCGUCUACCAGAUGGCCGCCGGGCUGCCGCUCUCCCCCCGCGGCCUGGGCGACUCCGGCUCCGAGUGCCACAGCUCGCUCAGCUCCCACAGCAACAGCGAGGAGCUGACGGCCAACAAGCAUGGCUUCGCCGCCCCCGCCGCCAGCGAGGACUUCACCCGCCGGACGGGAGAGCUGGCCCGCCGGCAGCUCUCGCUGACGGAGAAGGGCGGCCAGCCCACCAUGCCCCGGCAGAACAGCGCGGGACCGCAGAGGCGGAUAGACCAGCCGCCCCCGCCGCCCCCGCCCGUCACCCGGGGCCGGACGCCGCCCUCCUUGCUGAACACGGUUCAGUACCAGCGCCCUUCCAGCGGCAGCAUGAUGUCCUCCUCGCCAGACUGGCCCGGCAGCGGGGCCCGCCUCCGGCAGCAGUCUUCCUCCUCCAAGGGUGACAGCCCUGAGAUGAAGCAGCGCACGAUGCACAAACAGGCCCCUUCUCCUGUGAACCCCAAUGCCCUGGACCGCACUGCCGCUUGGCUUUUGAAUAUGAACAUGCAGUUUUUAGAAGAUGAAAGCAUUGACCCAGAUUCCAAGCACAGGGAUAAGCUCAGGAAUAAGGACGAGCUCAGCCAAGCAGAAAAGGACCUGGUGGUGCUGCAGGACAAGCUUCGCAUCUCCAACAAGAAGCUGGAGGAGUACGAGACUCGCUUCAAGUGCCAGGAGGAGACAACGCAGAAGCUGAUGCUGGAGUACCAGGCCAGGCUGGAGGAGAGCGAGGAGCGGCUCCGGAGACAGCAGGAGGAUAAGGAGAUCCAGAUGAAGGGCAUCAUCAGCAGACUGAUGUCAGUUGAGGAGGAGUUAAAGAAGGACCAUGCAGAAAUGCAGGCUGCCGUGGAUUCCAAGCAGAAGAUUAUCGAUGCACAGGAGAAACGCAUUGCUUCAUUGGAUGCUGCCAACGCACGGUUAAUGAGUGCCCUUACUCAGCUGAAAGAGAGGUACAGCAUGCAGACACGUAAUGGGAUCUCCCCCACAAACCCAACUAAAUUGCAGAUUACAGAGAAUGGAGAAUUCAGAAACAGCAGUAAUUGUUAACCCGCGGAGGGUGCUGCCGCAGGAGAGGAGGCCUGGCCAGAGAGACCGUGCAGCAGCAGGUGUGAGCCGCGGCUUCAGAGAACGGCUGCUCUCUCCCCCCAGAGAAACCAGCUCCUUACUGCGGACGGCGCGCUUGACUGAGCCUUUGUGGGAGAUGCUAAUGCCAGCACAUUGAGGGGACGGAAAGAUCGAGUGUGAGAUGAGUGGCAUAAGGAAAUAACAUACAUUUGAGAAUCGCUGUCACUGUUGGAUUUAAAUCAGUGUUUAAUGUUUAAACAAAAGUAACCUUUUCCUUCCAAACUGCCCAAAGGAUAUGCCUCACCCCUCCCAGCAAGGAAUAAUGUCCUUGUCAUUGCAGUAAGCGAAAUAAAGGGAGCUGGGCAGAGCCUGCAGCAGGCAGCGGCCCAGUAAGUCCAGUAAGGGUGCUGCUGGAUGUAGCCGUACGAGGGACAGCAGCAACGGUUGUCCCGCUGCUCCUGUGACUCCCCUGGAGCACAGCCCUCUCCCAAAGCAAAGCCCAGCCCAGCCCUGCUUCCUUCUGUGGCUUUCGUGGGGCCACCGCCUCUCACAGCGGGUGACUGUCCACAGGGCAUUACACAGCUAAUUAGUGUUUAAUUAACUCCGCCCAUAUAGGGAGCAGAGUCCGGAUGAGAGGUGAGGGCGCGCUCGGUGCGCUGGGGUAGCCGAAGGGGUGCUGCGCGGGGAGCCCCGGCGGCAGGGCGGCGGAGAA